Synchiropus splendidus (mandarinfish) is the source of this 1139-nucleotide messenger RNA. RefSeq names its product ferredoxin 1 (gene fdx1). The record is from RefSeq and is a predicted model, not a curated record. Gene Ontology annotation, biological process: P450-containing electron transport chain; positive regulation of oxidoreductase activity. Gene Ontology annotation, cellular component: mitochondrion. Gene Ontology annotation, molecular function: 2 iron, 2 sulfur cluster binding. Lineage: Eukaryota; Metazoa; Chordata; Actinopteri; Syngnathiformes; Callionymidae. The coding region runs from base 301 to 780 and encodes 159 amino acids. The transcript has 4 exons.
AUUGACCGGAAAUACAGCCGCUCACAAAAGUUCGGAUGUUUGCCCACUGUCGUCCUCUCCAGCUGACAGCACGCUUCCACGGGCGGUUUCCAGACAGCGACGUCUACAACUGUAUCGUGACGUCGACCCUCCUGCGGAAGGUUACAUGUGACGUAAUGAGCGUGACAGUGAAUGAGUGACUUGUAGCUACAAGAAGCUAUCGAGCUUAGCUUUGCUCGGUAGGCGGCGUGAAGUCGGGCUGCUUCGCGACGGAGUCUUCUGCUCUGAGAGUUCACCGAGCGGUCCACACCUGUGAAGGAAAUGGCUUUCGCCACGGCUUUAAGGAGACUCGCAACCCUGCGGUUACGGGAAUGUUCCCGCAGGACGCUCUUGCUGCCCGGAAGCCGGAGCUUCGUCACCAGCUCUCACCCGCUAAGGUCGGACAGCAAGGUGACCGUCAACUUUGUCAACAGAGAUGGUGAGAGGAUCUCGGUCAAGGGUUCUCCGGGAGAUUCACUGCUGGAUGUGGUCAUCAACGAGGACCUGGAUUUUGAUGGGUUUGGAGCGUGUGAGGGGACACUGGCUUGCUCCACAUGCCACCUCAUCUUUGAGGAGGACGUCUACAAGAAGCUGGGCCCGAUCACGGAUGAGGAGAUGGACAUGCUCGACCUGGCUUAUGGUCUGACGGACACGUCUCGACUCGGAUGCCAGAUCUGUCUGACCAAGUCUCUGGAGGGGAUGGUGGCCCGGGUUCCAGAGAGCGUAGCCGACAUCCGACAGAUCAAAGACGGCUCCUCCUAACAGAGGACUGUCACCCCAAAACUGUCAGUGCUGCAGAGUUGGGCGGGCUCUCCCUCUUCCUCUCUGGAUUUCCAGCUCCAACCCUGCUGGAGGCUUCUUUUUAUAACCAGUCAUGAUGUAAUCCAAAUGUUGGGCAGGAGCUCUAGAGCUGCAGGGGACAGUAGUUGUCUUUUGAGUGUCUCUGACGAGGGAACUCCGGUAGCACCUACCACGUCAGGCGAUUUUAAUCUCAAUCCCAGAUCUCACCUGCCAUGUAACUGCAUCUAAUUUGUCAUUGAGUGGUUGUACAUAACUGGAGAGAAAUAUAUCUUUGUGUGGAGCGCAGAAUAAAAGUCACUGUCUGGCAGCAGCUCCAUUUA